GGAGGAAAGCCUUUCUUUGAGUUCGUUGUAGUUGGGGUUGUGAGAGAGAGUACAGUUAGCUAUUAAAAUGCCUGAGCCGGCGAAAUCUGCUCCGGCUCCCAAGAAGGGUUCUAAGAAGGCCGUGACCAAGACCCAGAAGAAGGGGGAUAAGAAACGUAGAAAAACAAGGAAGGAAAGUUAUUCAAUUUACGUGUACAAGGUAUUGAAGCAAGUUCAUCCGGACACCGGCAUUUCUUCUAAAGCCAUGGGGAUUAUGAACUCCUUUGUAAAUGACAUUUUUGAACGUAUUGCUGGGGAAGCGUCUCGUCUGGCGCAUUACAACAAGCGCUCGACCAUCACUUCUCGGGAGAUCCAGACCGCUGUGCGCCUUCUGCUCCCCGGGGAGUUAGCCAAACACGCGGUGUCUGAGGGUACAAAGGCUGUUACCAAGUACACCAGUUCUAAGUAAAGAUCUAUGGAACGAAUGCUAACAUCUGUAACCCAAAGGCUCUUUUCAGAGCCGCCCACCUAUUCUGUAAAAGAGCUUUAACACUAAACCAUGCAUGGUGUUGUUUUGACACACAUACUCUAUUCUGUAUUUUUAGUAUGGGUGUUAGUUAUUGAUUGAUGCUGGAAAUGUAUUUGCCCUAUUGAGGAACCAAAAGCCACAUAAAUACAAGAAGUAAAAUUGAAGUUUACUGUAUACGAAUACUCAAAUGAUGAAAGUAAAAGUGUUAUAUAUAUAUCCUUUGUUACUGUUUUAUCUUCCAGCUGAGUGUGUGCAUUCAGUAUCCAUAUAAAUGCUCCUUACUACUUUUCUGUCGGUUUUGCGUUGAUUAACUCAAUGUUUGCCUGACCAAGGACUUCCCAUAAAUGAAAAUUAACUCAAAACUUUUGAUGAACUAUUGCGUGGCACUUGAAAUACUUUUUAGCUGGCAAGGUUUGCAUCAAUAUCAAAGAAAUUAUGUAAUCCCAAACAGUAAACCUAGGAUACAUUUAUAUUGUGAAAUAAGAAAAAUACGAGGAAACAGUUUAUGGAAGUAUUGUAAAUGAAUCCAGGUACAUUCUCCAUCUGUCCUUAAUCUACACGUUAAAUAUAAAGAGAAGAAUUGGUGGGUUCUGGAUUACAUACCCAAUCAAUCCGAGGGGAAAGGAGUUGUUAGCUCACUCUCCCCUUUAAAUCAUUCCGAAUUAAUACAAGAAUGGAAAUAUGAAUACAUAAAAAAAAAAAAAAAACCUGGUCUACCUCCAUGCCUGUUCUCUGGGACUAGUGUUCAGAAGUCAUAAAUGGGUCAGUCUGAACAUGAAACAGUGAGACAAGUACAAUAUUUAUAUACUGUGUGAUAGAGAAAAGAAAAAAUAGAUUUCAGUAAUCGGGCAAUAACUAUGUAGUUGGGAUAGGAAAUGCAGUUUUGUAGCCGUGUCUGUCCCAGGAUAUUAGCGACAAGGUGGGUCAGACAUCUUAUGUUGUAUCAAGUUCUACUGGUGAGAGAGACAAGUUUAAAGAUAUUCUCACCCACCUUCCUUGUCUCUAGUAGUUGGUGGAAAGUAUUUGAAAGACGGAUGCUUUAGGGGGAUGGGGUUGGAAAUAGGAAAAUCAGGAUCCUUCAGGGAGCGAGCAUUUAAAGGAUCGGGGGUCAUUGGUGACGAGUUUUUGUGAUCAAUCAAAUCAGAGAAAGGGAAGGGCGCUCUUCUCUGAGCGCGCGGGGUUUUCAAAAAUUUGGAUGUAUCCAAUAAGAUUUAGCCAUAUAUGAACUAUCAGCCAAUAAAGGAGGAGAUAGCCAAACAGGACGGAGAAAGUUCGUAGUUUUCGGUUUCUUAUUUUGUCAGUAUUGGUCGAAAUGGUUAGAACGAAACACUAGUCUAGAAAUCUACAGGGAGCCAAGGACCCCACCCCUAACCAGCUGACUCAUAGGUACCUAGAACAGCGCCACCGUAAGGGGGUUUUAUCGAUAGCUGCCCGGCGCUACAACCGUCUUCACUGUCUAUAAUCUUUUUUAAUUAAAACUGCCCAGGAAGCCGUUCCCAAGGGUACACCAAAAAGCGCGAGCAUUAAAUACACUCCCUGUACCCAACCUAUGU
Malaclemys terrapin pileata is the source of this 2061-nucleotide messenger RNA. Its product is annotated as histone H2B 8. Gene Ontology annotation, molecular function: DNA binding; protein heterodimerization activity; structural constituent of chromatin. The coding region runs from base 68 to 448 and encodes 126 amino acids. The record is from RefSeq and is a predicted model, not a curated record. The transcript has a single exon. Gene Ontology annotation, cellular component: nucleosome. NCBI's taxonomy places the organism in Eukaryota, Metazoa, Chordata, Testudines, Emydidae.